Brassica oleracea var. oleracea is the source of this 2712-nucleotide messenger RNA. RefSeq lists its product as uncharacterized. Gene Ontology annotation, molecular function: nucleic acid binding. The coding region runs from base 1 to 2712 and encodes 903 amino acids. The transcript has 4 exons. NCBI's taxonomy places the organism in Eukaryota, Viridiplantae, Streptophyta, Magnoliopsida, Brassicales, Brassicaceae. The record is from RefSeq and is a predicted model, not a curated record.
AUGGCUGCUCCACCGGUUCAUCAUGAACGAGCAUUUGGUGUCACAAACAUCAAAAACCAUAUUCCGCUAAUCCUUGAUCUAGACGAUCACAAUUAUGAUGCGUGGCGUGAGCUCUUCCACACGCACUGUCUUGCCUUUGAUGUCUCUGGACACAUUGAUGGCACAGCUCUUCCUACUGGUGACGAUGAUGCGGCCUGGUUCAAGCGUGAUGGCUUGGUUAAACUCUGGGUCUAUGGAACACUGCAACCAAAACUCUUUCGCAGUUCAUUCAAAACAGGCGGUACGGCAAGAGAUAUCUGGAUUCGUGUUGAGAACCAGUUUCGCAACAACAAAGAAGCAAGGGCGAUUCAAUUUGACAACGAGUUGAGGACCACGGAGAUUGGCGACAUGACCAUUCAAGCUUACUGCCAGAAGCUGAGAUCUCUGUCUGAUCUUCUCACAAACGUUGAUGCUCCGGUGACAGACAUAACUCUUGUUAUGUAUCUUCUCAAUGGCCUCAAUGACAAGUUUGAUAACAUCAUCAAUGUGAUCAGACACCGUGAACCCUUUCCAUCUUUUGAGUCUGCGAAAAAUAUGUUGGAGAUGGAAGAGAAGCGUGUCAACAAAAUUUGGAAACCUACUGCUUCAUCAUCUUCUACGUCAUCUACUCUCACUGCUCUCACCGUCGCUGAUGAGAAGCCAGUUUCUACUCCAACAAAAGGAAGGCGCAACAACAACAAAGGAAGAGGUCGCGGCAACAACAACCGCUUCAACAAUCAGAACAAUUGGUCACCUUAUGCCUACUGGCCAGUUCAGUACUCUCAAUGGCCCCAACAAUAUCCGUUUUGGGGACCUCCUCCUCAGCAGAAUCAGGUUCAGCGUGGCUUGCUUGGUCCUCGUCCUUCAACAUCACAGCAAGGCAAUUUCACAAUGGCUAAUCCUCAGCUCACUACUGAUUUUGCUCAUGCCUUCAACACCAUGACCUUGGCUGAUCCUUCCUCAGGCGAUUGGUACAUGGACUCUGGUGCAAUAAGCCAUAUUGAUGCCAAUGAAGGCAUUCUCAAGUCUAGUCUUCAUAACAGGAUCAAUCAAUGUGUUAUUGUUGGUAAUGGUUCUAGGAUUCCAGUAGUCUCCACUGGUAACACAAAUCUUACUUCUCCAACUCGUUCCUUGUCUCUCAAUAAAGUUCUCAUUACACCUCAAAUUGUUAAAAACUUGAUCUCUGUGAGAAAGUUCACACAAGACAAUUUCUGUUCUGUUGAGUUUGAUCCGUUUGGUUUUUCUGUGAAGGAUCUUCUUACUCGGACAGUUCUUCUGUGCAGUAACAGCUCUGGAGAUCUCUACUCCAUUCCGGCUGAUCUUACUUCAUCAUCAACGUCUCCACUAUUCAAGCUUUUCAAUGUGAUAAUGGGGAAUGGCAAGUCUGAACGCAUGAUCAGAACUAUCAACAAUUCAAUCUGUUUCCUCCUCUUUCAAGCUCAUCUUUCUUCGGCAUACUGGGUUGAAGCUCUCAAUGCGUCUGUUCACAUAUUGAACAUCUUGCCUUCGGUUUCCAUAAAGAACCAAAUCCCUUUUAUUGUUCUUUUCCAUAAGCAACCAAGGUAUGAUCAUCUUAAAGUGUUUGGGAGUCUCUGUUUUCCUAAUCUCAAUCACUCGAAUCUCAACAAACUUGCUCCUCGAUCAACACCUUGCUUGUUUCUUGGAUAUCCUUCUCAGCACAGUGCCUAUCGAUGUCUUGAUCUCAAGACAAAUAAGCUUAUUCUUUCUCGUCAUGUUGUCUUUGAUGAGUCAGUUUUUCCUGCUUCUCAGAGAACAACAACUUCAUCAGACUAUCACUUCCUUGAAGCUGAUGAGGAACCUUCACCUUUGUUUAAAGCUAUUCUUCAAUCAGGUCCCCAACCGGCUCCUGUUAUUCCUUCUCAGCCGGCUACAUCAAACACUCAAAACAUGAUCUCUGCUCCUUCUGUGUCGCAACCUCAUGCAGUCCCAGCCCCUACUUAUUCUAUGCGGACUCGAGUUAAAGACGGCAUUACUAAGCCAAAGAAACAGUUCUCUUUACAUUCCUCUGUUUCACCUCUGCCUACUUGCCAUAAAACAGCUUUACUGGAUCCUAACUGGAAACCAGCAAUGGACGAUGCUUUUGAUUCUUUUAUUGAAACUAAUACUUGGGAUCUGGUUCCCAGACCAAGAGACACUAACAUUGUUUGUUGUAUGUGGCUAUAUAAGCACAAGUUAGAUUCAGAUGGACAGCCGUUUAAGCACAAACCUCGCUUGGUUGCCAAUGGCAAGUCUCAAGAAGAAGGCGUCGGCUACAACGAAACUUUCAGUCCUGUUGUCAAACCAGUAACUACCCGAACAGUCCUUGAUGUCAGUCUUGCUAACGACUGGCCAAUACAUCAAUUAGACGUGAAAAAUGCUUUUCUCCAUGGCUUGCUUGAUGAGACAAUAUACAUGCACCAGCCACCAGGAUAUCAAAACAAAGAACAUCCAGACUAUGUGUCUCGGCUCAACAAAGCAAUUUACGGUUUGAAACAAGCUCCGCGUGCCUGGAACUCUCGCUUUGCUUCUUUUGUCAUCAACAUGGGCUUCAAAUGUAGUAAGAGUGAUGCCUCGCUAUACAUCUUCAACAAAGGAUCUCGUCGCGCUUACCUUUUACUCUAUGUUGAUGAUAUCAUCUUGACUGCCUCAGAUGAUAAGUUUCUCCAUCAGAUCAUCAACAAGCUAAAGACAUAG